Molecule: messenger RNA, 4323 nt
Organism: Gryllus bimaculatus (two-spotted cricket)
Lineage: Eukaryota; Metazoa; Arthropoda; Insecta; Orthoptera; Gryllidae
Source: the annotation of a GenBank genome assembly
AUGCGCGGCGUGGAGUUGCAGUUCAAGCUGGCGGCGCUGGUGGCGCUGCGCGCGCGGCGGCGCGGGGUGCGAGUGCGGCUGUGGGCGCGCGCGGGCUCCGCGCGGCCCUUCGACGACCUGGUGCUGCGCCUCGCCGCCCCCGCCCCCGCCGCCCCCGCCACGCUCUACGUGCAGCUGUGGCACGCCAAGGGGCAGCUCGCGGAGAAGGACUUUGUGGAGGAGGGCAAGAAGACAUAUCUCGGUAAAUACUUCACUUUUUUCCGGAAGCUUCGUACUCUAUUUGCUCAGAAAUCAACCCUGCCAGAAGGCAAUGAAGACAGUUGCAUUCUGGCCGAGGGCAGUCUCGAUAAUGUGCUGUGUGUUCUGUACACCACUAAGGACCUCCCAGCUGAACGCCCUCUACCACAAGCAUCAACUACGGGGGUUCUUGCUGAGUUAGAGAACCUUCUGAGGACAGACACACGGGGAGCUGAAGAUUGUGGCUUUUUCUUCACAGCAGAGGACACUCAGCUGUUUAAGGAGUGGUUGCAGGAUGAGAACAGCAAUUAUUGUAUCGAUGAGAACUUCCCUGAUGUAGAGUGGGUGUUGGCGCGAGAUGUUCGUAGACAGGCACGACAGGUGGCGGGAGAAGGUCUGAUUACUUUCAAGGACAGUUACUGUUUCACUCUGAAGGAGGCGCUGUGUGCGAAUCAUUUAAGGAUCAUUGUGCCUGGCAUUCCUGUCGGGUUGCGAGCUGCCAAGCUCUUACAAGUGUUGGAUUGUGACUUUCCAAGUCGUUGGCUGUAUGCUAAUCCACAACUCUUGAUACAGUUCCCAGCUUCAGUGUUUGUUGCUUUGUGCAAAAGGACGUGGGUUGAUAUCUUAGUGAUUGAUACAGACGAGGUGAAUCCAGGGCUCAAUGAGGUGAUAAGUGCAGUGCUGAGCAAGGUGAAAUUAGUGGAGGUGUGCUCUGUUGCGCAUAGCGAAGGAACCUCAUGCGUUCAGCAGCUCGAGGAGGAGUGGGAAAUGGAGCAUUUGGUGUGCAGGUCAGAGGAGAAAUUACUGGAUCGUCCAGUGCAUUAUCAGGGUUUGUACGUGCGUUUGGGUGACCUGGUGCCGAAAUGGGUCAAGAAUCCAGAUCCUCAGUUGUCACAGCUCAUUCCACAGACGAGCAUGCUGAUGCAUACUGAGGUUUUCAUAGCUUCUGCCACAUCAGCGCGAUUACAGCGAGUCAAGGGUGGAGCCAUGAUGCACGGUGUAGAGCUGGAAAUUAAACUUGCAGCACUAGUAGCACUGCGUGCACGCAGAGCACGUUUGCCCUUUGAGCUAUUUACCAAGGCAAUCAUUGCAAAACCCUUCAGCGACCUUGUGCUGCGAGUCAACGCGCAGCCAUCUCACGUGGGUGGUGCCACUGUCUUUGUGGAUCUCUUGCACUCCAAGGGACAACUUGAUGUAGAGGACUUUGUGGAGAAGGAAAAGAGAACCCACAUGGGCAAAUACUUUGACUUCUAUGAGCGUCUUCAAAAUCUUUUCUCAAGUGGCACAGGAUUGCCAGGUAUUGAGGAAGAUGACGGUGUCCUGUAUGAAAGCAGCAAGGGUGAGGUACUCCUUGUCCUCUACACCACCAAGGAAGGAUCCUCCCUGAAACCUCAACUCCAGCCUCUUAAGGACAGCAUACUGCCUGUUCUUGAGGACAUCUUCAAGACAAAUGGAGAACAGAGUGCCUUUUCUUUCACUCCUGAAGAUGAGCAGGUGUGGAACCUGUUUGAAGGAGAGAACUGUGAGAAAGUGAAAUCGUACAAACAUGAAUUCCUACCCCGUUUUCGAGUUUUAUGCAAUCAGUUGCAUGCAGAAAAUUUAGAUGGUCUGAUUGCAGAAGAAUUGAACGGUCUGUUUGGCUGUCAUUUGCCUAACGCUCGCUAUCACCAAAUGGAUUAUGUACAGCUGCUCCGCGAGUGGUCCCAGGACCCAGACAGCAACUACUGCCUCAGUGAGGAAUCUGGAGACUUGGAGUGGGUGUUGGCCCAAGACAUCCGAAGGCAUGCGCGCCUUGCUGCCGGGGAUGGAGCCGUUGUGUUUCGGGAAGAUGGCUGUGCAGAGCUCCGGAAGGCUCUUGAGCAGGGGCACCUGAGAGUCAUAGUUCCUGGCGUCCCUGAAGGGAUUCGAGCUGCAAAGCUCUUGCAACUCUUGGAUCAAGAGUUUGCAGAUCGCUGGCUAUACACAAGUGCAGAGUUGUUGACCCAGUUUCCAGCUCCAUUAUUGACUGCUUUGUGCAAAGCCCCUCAGGUUGAAGUCUUGGUAAUAGAUGCAAAUGAAGUGAGCCAAUCACUUGGUGAUGUGAUAAAUGCAGUGUUAGAUAUGGUGAAAUUGGUGAGAGUUUGCUCUGUAACCCAUAGUGAAGCAGCACCAAAAAUGGGGCAGCUAGUAGAGAUAUGGAGGUUGGAGCAUAUAAAGCGAAACGUUGAAGAUAAGGAGGAAAAGGAUAUAUUGGAUCGAACUGUGCUUUAUCAGGGCUCUCUUGUACAAUUGCGGGACUUAGUGCCCAUGUGGGCAGUACCACCCAGACCAGUAUUAAAAGAUGCAAGUCAUCAAACAUCGGCCAAAUCCACAGAGUUUUCCAACCCAUCUCAUGUGAAGAUGAUUUCAGAAAAUUCAUUUGCAGAUAAAGACAAGAGGUUUCAUCUGCCCCGUAUGCCUGGUACAGCAAACUCUUUUGGUCUGGAAUUUGAAUAUAAAAUUGCUGGUCUCCUGGCACUGAGGGCUCGAAGGAGUGGACUCAGAUUUCAAUUGUUUUUAAAUGUGGCAGCUGCAUUUCCAUUUGACGACAUUGUACUACGGAUCUAUGCACCACAACCUGCUCUGUACCUUGUGCAAAUCAAACACAUGGUAUCAAGAAGGCUGAUGACUUCCAGGGAUUUCACUAGGAAAGGUAACUUUAGUCUUGAAAAAUACUUCAGGUCCUUUGAGAAACUUCGCUAUCUCCAUCGGAAUAGAGAAAUUAACAUGAGAGAAGAUGACAGGUGGUUAAUAGAUGUGCCGCUGGAAAACAAUUGGUUUGUGUUGUUGACCACAGCUGGAGUCUCAGGUUUCAAACCAUCACAAGCUUUGUCUUCCAGGGAGCAAAUUCCUCAUGAAUACCUCUUUCUCACAAGUUGCGGAGGGGCAAACGACAUUAUCCGCUUUGGUCCCGAAGAUGUAGAGGUGUGGAACUUGUUUAAGGAUAAUGAAGAAUUGAAAAUUUACCAGGAUGGGUUUCUUUCUCAAUUAGUAUUAUUUGUUAAUCAGGUCACUUCUGACAAAGUGGACAGUCUCAUCUUACACGAAAUAAAAUUGCUUCUUUGCCCCAGGAACCCACGCCCCAGGCCCCAGGAAUCCACGUGCCAGAGUGUGUGUUUUAACUAUAUCAACUGGCUUAAGUCAUGGUCGGAGGGCAGUGCCGGUUUCUGUUUGACAGAGAGCAGCCAUGAAAUAGAAAAGGCAGUAGUCUACCACUUUCAAAAAUGGGCUAGAGCGAAAGAUCUCUGCCAUGUAUUUGCCUUCGAAAAUGCUUACUGUUCUCAUUUAGAUGCUGCUCUUGUGCAGAACAAAUCUAUAGAAUUGGUUGUGCUAGGUGUUCCACCAGGCAUUCGUGCUGCUAAACUUCUUGAGCGGUUGGACCAUGUUGUCUCCGAUGGUUGGAUGUAUGUGGAUGAUGAAGUAUGGAAGGAGCUGUCUGCAGACAUUUUGGUUAAAGUGGCUCUUGCCGUGAGAGUUGUUGUGCUGGACUUUCAGCAUGAAGCAGAAGCCCAAAAGUUGAUGCAGGCGGUUGGAGAUGCUGUGCAAGUGGUGAUGUUGUACUCGUCUCCAAAGGAUGGCAUUGAGUGUCAUAGAACAGGCAGCGUUCUUUGCAUAGAAGAGGAUUGGAAAUUGGAACACUUAACUAUGGAAGCUCAAGAAAAAUUGCUGGACUCCCACGUACUGUUCCAGGGGGACUCGGUGCCGCUGCGCGCCCUGGAGGCGGCGUGGCCGCGCGUGCGCCAGGAGGCGGACGGCGCGCUGCUGGGCGCGCUGGCGCGGGGCGACGCGGCGCUGGGCGCGGCGCUGCCGGGCCACGCGGAGGACGAGCGCCUGUACAUCCCGCGCGGCCUGCAGCACCCCAGCGCCCUCUGCGCGUCCGCGCUGCGCCUCGCGUCCGCCGCCGACCACCUGGCGCUGCAGGGCUUCGCUCCGCGCGCGCUGCGCCGCCUGCAGGACGCGCUCGGCUGGAGCGACGAGGAGGCGCGCCAACGGAUCUCUGACGUGCAGAAUACUCUAAUCUGUCGUCGAUGUGCUGGCUUGAAGGGGUUUCGGAAACCAGAAGAAUGA